AUGGAGAUGUUGUGGAAAAUUGAUACGGUGGAAAAUAAGCGUCAGAAAUUGUCUCUGGAGCAACAAAAUUGCGAGCAGCAUUUUCUGAAAAAUGUCUCAGUUCAAAAUGAUGGACGUAUUAUGGUGAAGUUGCCCCUAAAGGGAGAUCCAAAUGCUCUUGGUGAGUCUCGUGAUAUUGCACUACGACGUUUCUUUUCCAUGGAGCGAAAAUUAAACAAAAAUCCAGACUUGAAAACAGAAUACUCAAACUUUCUCAGGGAAUAUGAAGAAAUGGGUCACAUGUCACAGGUGAAUGAAGCUGAAGUUGGUUUCCCUAAUUACUACAUACCACAUCACUGUGUUCUUCGACCAAAUAGUGUCUCCACGAAAUUGCAUGUUGUUUUCGACGCAUCAUGUCGUACAUCCUCACAGUUGUCCCUAAACGAAAUCAUGAUGGUGGGUCCAACAAUCCAAAACAAUUUAUUAAUCACCCUGCUUCGUUACAGAUGUCAUCGCUAUGGAUUGACAGCUGAUAUUGUCAAAAUGUAUCGGCAGAUUUUGGUCCACCCUGAGGAUAGGAAACUCCAGUUGAUUCUUUGGAGACAUGACCCUACACAACCGGUAAAAACUUUUGCUCUUAAUACCGUUACAUACGGAACUGCCUCAGCACCAUAUUUGGCCAUCAGAGCAUUGAAUUAUGCUGCAGAACGUUUCCCCGAACCUUACGACGUUGGGAAGUCUGUGGUCACAAAUGAUUUUUAUGUCGAUGAUAUGGUGACUGGUGCUGACAAUCUUAUCUCCUUAAACCGCAUCAAGAAGGAG
This is a messenger RNA of Musca vetustissima, 801 nucleotides long. RefSeq lists its product as uncharacterized. The transcript has a single exon. The record is from RefSeq and is a predicted model, not a curated record. Lineage: Eukaryota; Metazoa; Arthropoda; Insecta; Diptera; Muscidae. The annotation marks the transcript as partial.